Phaedon cochleariae (mustard beetle) is the source of this 729-nucleotide messenger RNA. NCBI's taxonomy places the organism in Eukaryota, Metazoa, Arthropoda, Insecta, Coleoptera, Chrysomelidae. The record is from the annotation of a GenBank genome assembly.
CGCGGGAAUUCUGGUGAUGGAUAAUAAAUAUUGGUUCAGUCAGUUGCUUCAGUACUAUGUGUGCAGGCAUUUGUGCAGGAGGUAUUGAUUUGUUUCAACUGUUCGAUGUCUGACAACGUCUCCGACCAUGCACAGGUGUUAGCACUGUCAGCUAUUGGUAAUAAUUUUGGCAUUAUUGGCUUUCUGUUCGGUAAUAUCGAUGGGGAAGGAAAAUAUGAAGGUGAUCUAUUCACACUGGUUGAAGGAGAAACACUAGAAAAUCUGAAAACGUUCGGAUUCGAUUUGAUGGUGAAGGACAUCUUUGUGGACGAUUAUGGAAAUGGGAUGAUCGACUACAUGGAUGAGGAUGCCAUUGAGAAAACCGGGGAGGAACAAUAUAAGAAGGCCGAGGAUGAACAAAAUCAUGCAGGGGAUGAGAUGGAGAGUGGCGAAGAUUUCCAUACAGCUGAAUUGGCAGAACAUGAAAAUGCACAGCUGGAUGAAGGUUAUGAUGAUGAUGAUUAUGAUGCUAAUGAAGAAGAGGAUUAUGAUGCUUAUGAAAAGGUCUUGGCAACACAGCAGCAAUGUUUCACUGGAAUUGAAGCUCUGAUGAAAAACUAAUUGGUCUGAAAAGGUGCAUAAAGUGGGCAUGCUCGGAUAGAACACACACUUAAUCAUGUUUAAGAUGUAGGUACCUAGGUACUUAUUAUGUAAAAUUCAUUGAAUAAAUGUUUAACCUAUAGAUUUUCU